This is a messenger RNA of Rhodamnia argentea, 2634 nucleotides long. RefSeq lists its product as uncharacterized. Bases 289 to 1983 code for a protein of 564 amino acids. The transcript has 8 exons. The record is from RefSeq and is a predicted model, not a curated record. Lineage: Eukaryota; Viridiplantae; Streptophyta; Magnoliopsida; Myrtales; Myrtaceae.
GCACAGAAAUAAUGAGCUCUGCCGUGUCUCUUCUGCUCCUUUUCAGCUCCUUCAAAAUCUCACAUGCACGCUCCUCCCGACGAGCACUGCAUCCGAAAGAGGCACGUGAAUAUCUGCUGCUCUCUCACCGUCAGAAUCCGCCAUUGGAGCGGAUGCGGAGGAGCUAGCGAAGGCGGAAGAUCUCCCCGUCUCCGUUCGCCUCUGUUGCGCGUGAAAAAUCCGUCGAUGGCGGUGCGUUUUCUCGCGAGUGUUGCGCUGCGAGGUGAGGUGCGGUGCUGAGCAGGGGGCAUGGUGGAGUUGGGAGGGUUCGGAGCUCGGGACGCGAGCCCCGACUCUGUGAUCUUCACCCUCGAAUCGAACUUCAGCCUCUUCUCCUCCGCCUCCGCCAGCGUCGACCGCUGCUCGUUCGCCUCCGACGCUCACGAUCGCGACUCCCUCGCCUCCGAGAUCUCUCUGCAUUUGGCAGGGCACGGGCGUGAUAGUUCGAGUGGUCCAGAUCCAGAUCCAAAUUCAAAUCCAAACAAACCUGCAGUACAUAAGCACAGUCGUCUCUCUCGAAAAGCAGAUAAAGCUAAAGUUCGAAUAGAGGACGAGGAUGGUGACGUUGAGGACAAUAAUCAUACCAUAGACUCUGCUAGAAGCUCCUUUUCUCUUGCUCUCAAAGAAUGUCAAGAGAGGAGAUCUAGAUCGGAAGCUCUGUCGAGGAAAUCAGAUAGGAGAAGACCUGCUUCGCUCGAUUUUAACAAUGCCACUGCUUCUUCCCCUCGAUUGGAAGCUGUGAAGAAGAGCUCCAUGGCGUGUCGGAAGUCCGGUACAUUUCCAAGCCCGGUAACCCCAAAUUACCGUCAUGCCAACGUUGGACUGCAGAAAGGUUGGAGCUCGGAGAGAGUUCCCCUGCAGUCCAGUGCUGGCAUGCGGAAUGCAAAUGCUGGGUUUUUGCCUUUCAAUAAUGGUAGGACAUUGCCAUCGAAGUGGGAAGAUGCAGAGAGGUGGAUUUUUAGUCCUGUGUCCGGAGAUGGUGGUUCUAGGCCAUCAGUACCGCCACCCCAGAGGAGACCCAAAUCGAAGAGUGGACCACUUGGACCUCCAGGAAUUGCAUACUACUCACUGUUUUCCCCUGCAAUGCCUAUGUUUGAUGGGGGAAACAUCAAGAACUACAUGGCAGGAUCUCCAUUUUCACCAGGAGUUAUCGGAGCUGAUGAUGGCUUUCGAAAUUCUGCUGUCAAUGUUGGAGAAUUUCCAGUCCGUGGAGAGCCCUGCAUGGGGCGAUCAGUUAGUGUCCAUGGCUGUUCUGAGCUGCUGAGUCAGUCAUCCAGCGUUGGUCCCCAAGAUGAAAAAAUCGAUCGUCUAAAGGAUGCUGCCACAGAUAUAUCUCGCGCUGUUUCAAGAAGGGAUAUGGCAACCCAAAUGAGCCCACAGGGAAGUACUUGCUCAUCUCCCAAAAGAACACUCUCUUUUGCCACAUCCCCUCCGUCAGCCUUAUCUAUCGUGGAACUGCCUGUUGGUAAUUCCUCUAAGAUGGAAUUAAAGGAUGUGCAGGUGGAUGAACGGGUCAUGAUCACUCGGUGGUCCAAGAAAAAUAGAUACCGAAUUUCAGGGAAGGGCUCAGGAAACAGUGAUGAUUGGAGAAAGAAAGAUAUGGAAGCACAAUCUUCAGUAUGGGAUAUCUCGGACACAGUCAAGAGCAUUUCAAACGUUAAAAGAGAGGAAGCAAAAAUUACUGCAUGGGAGAAUCUGCAGAAGGCUAAAGCUGAGGCAGCAAUUCGGAAACUAGAGAUGAAGCUGGAAAAAAAGAGAUCGUUGUCGAUGGAUAAGAUUAUGAAAAAGCUUCAGUCUGCUCAGAAGAGAGCCCAAGAAAUGAGGAGCUCAGUGUUGGCCAGCCAGAUUCACCAAGUCUCUAGGACUUCCCGCAAGGUUCCAGUAUUCUGUAGGAUUCGUCAAGGAGGCUCAUUGAGUGGUUGCUUUACCUGCUAUGCAUUCUAGUGCCGGUAUGUCUGAUAUCCAGAUCUGUCUUUCAGAUAACCUCCGAAUUCUCUGAAGCUAACAGAAGCCCUAUCAGGUCCUUCAAGCUGGUACAAAUUGGAUGCCGAAUGGAGGAAAGAAGAUGAGCGAAUGAAUGUACGUGGUCUCAAUCACUGCUGUUUGACACUAACAUUGUGUCGAUUGGCAUAUAUCAACGUAUGAAACACAACCAGUUCACCAAGGUUUUGAUCAAAUUCAUUCCCAUGGGUACUCGUUCCUCGGGACCCAAUGUAUUCGAAGAAAAGAUAUAACAAAUUAGCAAAUAUGUGCAAGUGUAUCGACUUCGGUGUCACGAAUAUAUGUGGUAUAUUCUCUCUUUAGACAGUACAAAUUGGACAUGCUUGCUUGCCACGAUUUACCUAUAAUUUUGAAAGGGAAUACGCGGCCCUUAGUCGAUGAAGCUCGAAUUGGUACUCGAUUCUCCUGUUGAGGUUGUUGGCUGUCUGAGAACGGCAAUUGCUUUCUGUCCCCUGUCAAGUACUACGGAUCAGCAAAACUGUAGGCGGUUUUGCUUCAUUCUUAUCUUUACUAUCAGUGGACUGAAUAGUGAGGCACGACUAGGAGAUUUUGCUUCCUUCUUAAGAAGUAAAGAACAAAAGAGUUUGUCUUGUA